AUGCCGAAGGCCUUCAAACCGAGUCAAGAGGCAGCUCGCCAGGCCCUCCGAGCGAAGGCUCUCAAAGGGCAGGGUGGCAGCAAGUCCGACCACUGCUUGUGGGUGGCCAUCAUGGAGGCCUUCGUAGCAUCCAAUGCCCGGCGGUCUUUCUGUUUCGACCUCGGUCUCUCCUAUGAGCGCAUGGUCGAGGCUGAAGCCAGCCGAGCUCAGUUGCUGCGAGGCCUCCGUUCACUGGGCUUCCAGAAGACGGAGGCGGACUGUAACGCCGGAGACUGGCGCGUGGUGCGCGCUGCCGUGGUGGCGGG
Symbiodinium sp. CCMP2592 is the source of this 305-nucleotide messenger RNA. NCBI's taxonomy places the organism in Eukaryota, Dinophyceae, Suessiales, Symbiodiniaceae. The record is from the annotation of a GenBank genome assembly.